Messenger RNA from Raphanus sativus (radish), 4671 nucleotides. Its product is annotated as transcription factor BEE 3-like. Gene Ontology annotation, biological process: regulation of DNA-templated transcription. Lineage: Eukaryota; Viridiplantae; Streptophyta; Magnoliopsida; Brassicales; Brassicaceae. Gene Ontology annotation, molecular function: DNA-binding transcription factor activity; protein dimerization activity. Bases 2986 to 3522 code for a protein of 178 amino acids. Gene Ontology annotation, cellular component: nucleus. The record is from RefSeq and is a predicted model, not a curated record. The transcript is spliced from 6 exons.
UGGGAACCAGACUCCACGUAUGCAGCAUGUGUAUCUUUGUGAUCUCCUCUGUUACAGCAUUGUUCCAGAUAGGAUGGGCCAUUGCCUCUCUGAUGUUCCUCGGUUUCUUCAGAUCAUACUUGGACGCAAGAAGAGCAUAGCGAGUGUUAGGCUUUUGAAUGCCAGCUUUGCUUCUUGUUACCAUAGAAUGCUGAUUCUGCAGGUUUGGAAUCACAGGCUGGGCUUGAGCUUCAGGAGGAACUUCUAGGACAUGAACAGGAGCUUCUGGAUGGUGAACCACCUGAACUGGAGCUGGUAUAGUCCGAGAGACCUGCUUAGGAGGAACAGAUGCAGGAGCAGACGCAGUAGCAAGUUGCCAAGCCUUGAGUAAACAAGUGUCAUAACGGGGAACAAAUGUCUUGUACUGAUCUUUGAAGGGAAACGAGGUCUCCUCAAAGAUAACAUGUCGAGAUAUAUACACCUUGCCUGUUGGUGGAUAUAGACAUCGGUAGCCUUUAUAGCGAGGACUAUAUCCAAGAAAGACACAAAGCAGUGAGCGAGGCUCAAACUUGUGUUCUGCAACUGGACGGAGGCAAGGGUAACAGGCUGAGCCGAAGACACGUAGGUGAUUGUAGUCUGGUUUGUUCCCAGUGAGAAGCUCGUAAGGACUCUUGUUGUUCCUUGAAGCUGAAGGCAAGAGAUUGGAGACAUACGAGGCAGUGUAGAAGGCUUCUACCCAGUGAUGCAGUGGCAAGAAACUUUGAAACAUCAUAGCCAAACCAAGCUCUAUAAGAUGCCUAUGCUUGCGUUCUGCAAUCCCAUUUUGUUGGGGCGUGUAAGGGCAGGAGACUCUAUGUUGUAUUCCAUUAUCUAUCAAAUGCUGUCUCAGAUUGUUGUUUAUAAAUUCUCCUCCCCCAUCUGUCUGUAAUAUUUUGAUCUUCUUGGAGUAUUGAUUCUCAACCAGCUUUUGAAAUCCAAGAAAUACUGAAAAGAAGUCUGCUUUAUUAUUAAGUGGAUAGAACCAACUGUAGCGAGAACAUUCAUCAAUGAAGACAGCAUAAAAUCUAAACCCCUGGUUAGACACAACAGGAGAGGGACCCCAGAGAUCACAGUGGAUACAUCCUAGAGGUUCUGAUGAGACUAAAGAAGUUGAAGAAAAAAACUGCAAACGACUGCUCUUGCCCAUUUGACACGGCGUACAGACAGGGAGAGUCUUGCUUUUAUUAAAGGAAAUGGCUUUGCUGCUAUGUAAAAGUUGGAGAGUGUUGGAGCUCGAGUGUGCAAGCCGGUGAUGCCAUACUUCCUCAGAGGCAGACACUUGACGACUUGAGUAGAACGCUUGAAGCUCGGUACUCUGCAACUUGUACAACCCAUUACUUCUGAGCCCCUUUGCUAUCACUUUCUGAUGUGGUAUAUCAAUCACAUAGACAUGUUUAGCAUCAAAGAAUAUCCCACACGGAUAAUCAUCACAUAGCUUGGAGACAGAUAGUAAAGAUUUCUUGAUGUCAGGACACACCAAUACCUCAUGAAGAGAGAUGUUACCUGAGGGAGUUGUGAUAGCCCCGGUUCCAACAUGAGUAACCGGUAGAUAGGCUCCAUCUCCGACCAUCACAGCAUCAGUUCCUUCAUAAGGAUGCGACGUCUGGAGGUUGUGAGGUGAGGAGGUGAUGUGAGCCGAGGCACCGGAGUCAGGGAACCACUCUCUGCCAUUCUCAUCAACGUGAACUGUCAUGUAAGCAGCGUUGUUUUGAUAGGCAUUGUUGAACCUGUUGUAGCACUUCAAGGCGGUGUGACCUAUCUUCCCACAGAUCUGACAUAUAGGACGCUCACCAGAGGUAGGAGGAGGAGUUUGAUGUUGAACAAAGCCACGCCCUCUUGUCGAGUAACCACCUCUUCCUCUGUAAGAUCCACGACCACGUCCUCUGUAGUUUGGAUUGUAAGUGGGAGCAGGAGGGUUUUGGGCUUGCGGAGAAGCGGCAGGUUGAGCUGCAAACGCCAUGUGCGGGUUCAUUGUAGCACUAUCUUCAUACGACUUUAGUUUAGACUCAAAGCUCUGCACUUCCGAGACGACAUCAGUAAAGGUUGGUUGAGGAAACUUCAUCAGAGAGCUUUGAAUCACAGUUGUGAUAGGAUCAUAUUCACGUCCCAACCCAUUGAGAAAGCCAAAGAUCUUCAUCGACUCAUCUACUGGUUUCCCAAUGGAGCUGAGCGAGUCGCAGAGAGUCUUGAACUCUCGAACAUAAACAGAAAGGGUCUUGCCUUUGUUCGUCAGAAGCUGCAGAUUCCGACGAAGAGUGUAUUCUCGUGCAAGCGAGCUCUUGUUGAAGUUCUCUGCGAGGCAGAGCCAUAUCUCCCGCGACGUCGUGAGAUUGUGAACGUAGCCUAGGACUUCUUCAGACAGGGUUCCAAAGAGCCAAGAGCGAACGAGUUGAUCGGAGCAGAACCACGACUCGUACUGAGGGUUUGGUGUUUGAGUCUCGACGCCUUCUACCACCGCGGUUCUCGUCGGAUCCGGAGCCGUGACAGCACCGUUGACGAACCCAAUCAACUUCUGGCUCGACAGCAAGGACUCGAAUUGGGUCUUCCAUAACAGAUAGUUCCCAUCGUUAAGCUUGAGAGUGACGGAGUGAAGGAUGUUGAGGUUUGUAGGAAACGCGUAAACAACAGGAUCGGCCAUAGCUACCUGUUAAGGUUUCUAUUGCUCUGAUACCAUGUCAAGAACAGAGUGAAACAGAGGUUUUGAAUGGAUAAUACUUUUUUCUCAUUAAUCUCUCUUGUUCGAUUACAUCAUUGUCUUAUAGUAGUCCUAAGAACAAUCUAGAUCCUGACAGCUAUGCUGACAGCUCAUAGCUUUACAGUUGUAAAGGUUCACACAUCUUCAAUGGCUAGAGUCUCAAAUCUAUUGCUGGUCUUUGUCUCUUGCGCAGGUACGGAAGAGGAUAGAGACGACCGUUGAAGACUAAGGUUCUUGGGCUUCGACUGACCUUGGGCUUGAGCUAAAGUCUGAUGGGCUUCAUCCAUACUUACACUAAGAUUCACGACAGCGACGAGUCUUCUUCAAGAAACGAUACCAAGAAGAGAAAAACAUUAACGUCGUCCGUGUCUACGUCGGAAAACAGUGGAACCAAAAAUAGUUAUGCAAGGAAAGGAAGGUCGAAGAGUAGAGAAGAAGAGAAAGAGAGAGAAGAUGUUCAUGUUAGAGUCAAAAGAGGUCAAGCCACUGAUAGCCACAGCUUAGCAGAGCGGGUUCGACGAGGGAAAAUAAACGAGAGAUUGAAAUGCUUGCAAGAUAUAGUCCCCGGAUGUUAUAAGGCAAUGGGAAUGGCUACGAUGCUGGACGAAAUAAUUAAUUACGUUCAGUCAUUACAAAAUCAAGUCGAGUUUUUAUCUACGGAGCUUACGGCAGCAAGUUCGUAUUAUGACUUUAACUCGGAGGCUGAUGCUGUUGAUUCCAUGCAGAAGGCAAAGGCACGUGAGGCAGUGGAGAUGGGGCAAGGGAGGGAUGGGAGCAGUGUCUUCCAUCCAUCAUCAUGGACCCUUUGACUUUUGUUUUUUCCUCCCUUUUUGUCGUCUUUCUAUGUGCUCUUUUUUGGAACAAUAAUGUGCUCUUUCUAAAGUGCUCUUAUUUAAAUAAAAAUACUUAGUAGAAUGUUUCAAUAAUGGGCUUAUUGCAAAAGUGACUCAAAACUUGAAUUCAAACAGAAAACUAACCUUUUCUUUUGACUCAUUUUUUUUUGAGUUUUUAACCCCACAUCUGCAUUUUAUCUACGAAAAUGCCAUUAACCCUUUUUUUUUUUUUUUUUCGAAAAUGGCUUCUUUACUGUCUCAACCUCAUUUUCUUCAAGUAUUUACAAUAUUGCCACUGCCAUGAAUAGUGGGAACAACCUUGUACGAACUGUUUGGAGCUUUUAAUGCCCUUUAAUGCACGUAAAUCUCUUUACACUCUCUCUGUUUCAAUUGUUAUGAACUAAAAACAACAUUUCUUUCACUUUCUCUCCAUAUUCAUCCAAAAAACUGAAGCUUUUGAUUCAAAAUUGUUUGGAGCCAUAUUUCUUUCGUUUUGACUUACGGUUGCUUUCGUUUGAGGUUCUGGGUGGUUGGAGAAGACCCUGUGUGCAAACAAAGUCAUCUCACCUAGUUGAAGGUACGAAUUUGAAUUUUUUUCAAAAUCUGUUCGCGUAGAAGACUUACAAGUAAGUCAUCUGUAUGUAGAAGACUUACUGAUGAGUCUUCUGGUCAAACGGACGACUUAAACUAAGUCGUCCAGCUUUGUUUGGUGAAAAAAAACAGUCCAGACGACUUAUAUAUAAGUCGUCUACGAGAAACAGGCUAGUUUUGCAUUUGACCGAAUCGUGUCAGAUCUUUGACUAUUUCUGGACGACUUAUAAUUCAGUCGUCUCUCGGAAAGUUAAAAUUUCAAUAUUUUAUUAAACUAGACGACUUACGUGUAAGUCGUCUUAGGUUAGUUUUGUAGUUGAAAAAUAAAACUUCAUAAUUUAAUUUUUACCAGACGACAUAAUAUAAAGUCGUCCCGUCAGAAGACUUAAUUUAAAGUCGUCCGGGGAAAGCAAAGUCGUCCAGAAUUUUUCCCAAUUAAGUCGUCCAAACCUUGCUUAUCCCGGACGACCUUAAAUUAAGUCGUCUAGCUGGACGACUUUUAGUUAAGUCGUCUGGAGAAAGUUAAAUUUCAAG